Messenger RNA from Wallemia ichthyophaga EXF-994, 435 nucleotides. RefSeq lists its product as uncharacterized. Bases 1 to 435 code for a protein of 144 amino acids. The record is from RefSeq and is a predicted model, not a curated record. The transcript has 2 exons. Lineage: Eukaryota; Fungi; Basidiomycota; Wallemiomycetes; Wallemiales; Wallemiaceae.
AUGCUCAUGAUGACUGAGCAUACGGAAGCGGACACAGGAGUAACGGCGACAGUUCAGCAAUCAAAAUACCACGUGCGGUACAGCACCAGUAACAAGGCCAUCGCGCCCCUACACACCAAGUCAUCCACAGGAAUUAAGGGUGUCAGACCAUUGGCGCGGAAAAUUAUAUGGGAUGUUUCCAAAUUUGAUGAUUGGAUCGUCUUCUUUACUACGAUUGUGUUCGUUGCGUCACGCGGUUGCAUUGAGGUAAUGGACUCGCUCAGCGAGGAAAAGCUAGGGAUAACAGCAAUUGAGGAGGGUGAUCAGCCAGUAGACGAAAGAGGGAGAGAUGAGAAUGCAGAGAAGACAGAGAACGCAACAAAGACAAGUGGAGAAGUUGAUUCAGUGAGCGGGAAGGCAUCGUCAAAGAAAGCAGACAAUCCAGUUGAGGGAUGA